AUGUCUUCAAAUCGCCCCCUCCCGAUAGCUGAGGUGUGGGAGUGUCCCGAUGCCUACAUUGAGGCGCUCCUCUCGUUCUCCACCACGUCUGUGCUCUUCAUGAAUUUAUGCGGGGGUGUGCAUAUGGUCGAUUUUUUGACGCGCGAGCCCGAUGUCUAUAAAUCAAUCUUGCCUGAAGAUUGGAGAGACUUUUUCGACCAGCAUGAUGUUCAAGAUAUUAUCCAUCUCCUCUUACGAGAGGACAUUCAGCUUCUACAAGCGUCUAGAGAGCUGGGCACAGAUAAAAGCAGCAGUACCUGGAAUGGAGGAGCAUUUCCCCCACAAACUCUCCUAGACUACAUUUCCAAAGUCCGCCAAUUGGCACUCGCACGAGACUUCUCCGCCUCUUCUGCGGAUGGGAUUGAAUUACCGAAGCAAGUUGCUAUGCGUAUGAACCGCAAGAAAGUGCACGAGGUCAAAUGCCUUUCUCAAUACGUGGCAUCGCUAUCGGACACCGUUCAAGAGCACCGGGGUGAGCCAGUCUCUCAUAUUGUGGAUUUUGGGUCUGGUCAGAACUACCUUGGGCGGACGCUGGCUAGCUCGCCUUACCACAAACAUAUCAUUGCAAUUGAACGGAAGCAUGAAUAUAUCAGCGGUGCCAGAGACAUGGAUGUUCGAGCCAAGUUGGCAAAAAAUCCCAAGGCUUUUUAUAAUAAAACUGAAAAGGAAUCUUGUGUUGACUGCAACAGAACUCCAGAGACGGCCGUCUCUGUAUUGACAGAAAAGUCCCAGGCAGCAGGCUCAGAGGUCCAUGAAGAUGGCAGUGACUUCAAGAUGCUAGGGCAGAUCAGUCUUGAGCCCGACGAGUUACUCGGAUCUCUUACUAAAAACCCGCAACGAGAAAAGCUAGUCAAACCGGACAUUCCGGAUGCUCGCGGUACUCUCAGUUAUGUUGAGCAUGACAUUCAAGAUGGCUACUUAGAGCCCAUUGUCGACCAUAUCGUUAAUCCCACACCCUUGGCAAAUACAGAUGAGAAGGCAGAAGAAACAGUUGACCCUAAACUAAUGGUUGUUUCGCUUCACUCUUGCGGGAAUCUUGUUCACCAUGGCAUAAGAUCCUUGAUUUUGAACCCCUCGAUUGUGGCGGUCGCUAUGAUCGGUUGUUGUUACAACUUGUUGACCGAACGCCUCGGUCCAGCCAAAACCGAGCUUCCUAUCCUCCAAUCUCUGCACCCUCGACUGAAAGAGACUGGGACAUCAUACGAUCCACAUGGUUUCCCAAUGUCCAAAUAUUACGAAAAUUAUCGAAGUCCCGGGGCAACAACAGGCAUGAAGCUUAACAUCACAGCUCGUGCACUGGCCGUUCAGGCUCCGUACAACUGGGGUCCCAAGGACAGUGAAGUUUCCUUCACACGUCAUUCAUUCCGUGCUCUUUUGCAGCGUAUUCUUGUCGAUCGAAUUCCGGCCAAGUCGUCUGGCACAUCAUCAGAGCAACCUGACCCAGAAUCUGGGAUUGGUUCUAUUAUCAUUGGAGCAAUCCCAAAAUCCGCUUAUAAAUCAUUUAAUGCCUAUCUUCGUGCUGCUACGGUCAAGAUGAGCCGAGAUGCGGUAUAUGGCUCUCGUGUGCAGGAGCAUAUUGCUACUCUGACUGAUGAAGAUAUCCAGUCCUAUGAGACUCAAUACUCCAGCGCAAGGAAACAUAUUAGUGUUGUGUGGAGCUUGAUGGCUUUCAGUGCCCAGCUUGUGGAAUCCAUCAUCGUCGUAGAUCGAUGGCAAUUUCUCCGCGAACAAGAUUCAGUCAAAGAAUGCUGGGUUGAGCCGGUGUUCGACUACGGCGAGAGUCCGCGUAACCUGGCAGUCAUUGGACUGAAAAAGUGA
Molecule: messenger RNA, 1857 nt
Organism: Penicillium verhagenii
Lineage: Eukaryota; Fungi; Ascomycota; Eurotiomycetes; Eurotiales; Aspergillaceae
Exons: 1
Coding region: 1-1857 (618 amino acids)
Source: RefSeq, a predicted model, not a curated record